GUUUUUUGUCGUAAUCUAUUAAUCUUAAUUCAAAUUUAGGAUAUCUAAUAUUCGCAUACAAGACAAUGGAGCAUAUGUUUACAAAGGACUUUGCGGCAAGCUGGAAAACUUGGACUGGUGCCAGACUGUUGUGCCAAAUGCUUCCAGACAAGUACAACGUGAAGAGGUUGACGCAACUCUUUGUAAUGCUUUGGCUGUCUCUGAAGACCAACAUCUUUAUGCUUACACAACGUCUCUGAAGGUUAACUACAGCAACCAUACAGAGCCCGAGCAGAAAAGAAACUUCAGAUCGGAGGAGACACAAACUGAUUUAAUCGAUAGACCCUCAAUGCGUCGAACUCUGCCAAGAUUUUUCUUUUGUCUGGAUAGGAUAUCUCUAUGUCUCAAAUUGGCAGCAACGGGAGGAGACGAAUGCAUCGGUUGUUCAUCUUUUGAAGGUGAUACUAUUCCAUGCAUGGAAGCAUUCCAAGGGACAAUCUCCAUCUACGAUUUUCCAUCUAUGAAAAAUUCGAUGGAAAACCCACACAAAAAUGCUGAACUUGUCCAUGAGCUUACUCCAACUCAUCAAUGCGUUAUUGCUGAUAGAAAUUCUGCUUCACCUUCUGACAUUUUCCAAGACAAGAAACAUUCCCCAAUUCCAGUUGCACUUGUCCAUCCACUACCCAGCACACCCACAGGCGAGGAUAAUUAUGUCAUCAAUCCAAAAAAAGACGACGCAAAAUAG
This is a messenger RNA of Strongylus vulgaris, 724 nucleotides long. The record is from the annotation of a GenBank genome assembly. NCBI's taxonomy places the organism in Eukaryota, Metazoa, Nematoda, Chromadorea, Rhabditida, Strongylidae.